This is a messenger RNA of Darwinula stevensoni, 2137 nucleotides long. The record is from the annotation of a GenBank genome assembly. NCBI's taxonomy places the organism in Eukaryota, Metazoa, Arthropoda, Ostracoda, Podocopida, Darwinulidae.
CAGGUGCACGAAAAAAAAGUAUUCUAACUUCUGCAAAGAAUCGUUCCGAGCGAAAUUCAGAUCGGACCAAAGUCCAGGAUGCUGGAAAAAAAUGAAUGGAUGAUGGAUGAAAAGGUGCAGAAUCCCGGUCAUUUUGCCGAUGGAAUGGAGACCCUCAAACGUGACAUGAAGUCUUUCAAGUUGAAAAUGAAGCAAAUGGAAGAUUACAUUACGUUUAUCAAUGGACCUGCAGGGUCCAACACGGACAAAUUGGGGAUGGGAAACCAGAUUGAAUCCCAAUUCAAGAGUUGGAUGACCGGAAAGGAGGCAGCGCAUGAAAAACUCGACAACAACAUCGUGAACGGCAUGGAACGCUUGAAGCGCAACAUCGCGUACUUCAGGGGGAAAUUGGAGCUGAUGGAAAGAACCACUUUGCCCGACGACAGAAAUGCUGGACGUGAGAUCGGCGGAGAGAAUGGUAUUGCCAAGCCAUCUCACCACAAAUCCAAUCAUUUUUCUGAACAUGGGAAAAUGAAGCACUUGGAAGAUUACAUGCGUUUCAUCAAUGGAAUCGCUUGGUCAGAGGAGUCGGCAAAGGAAACUAUGUCAAGAUCCACGGUCAAGAUGCCGACGAACUUCGGGGAGAUAACGCAGGGCAAAUUGGGAGAUGUGGAUCAUCUCGUCAAUGGAAUGGAAAGCCUCAUACGCGACAUGAAUAAGUUAUACUUGUCACUUCUUCAAUGGGUUUACUUGGUUCGAAUAACUGUGUUCGCAGAAUUUCUGGGCGUGAAAUUGACGAAGCGAACUGGGGAUACAGGAGCUCCGAGAAGCCUGGACAUGAAGGCAGAAAUAAUUCCAGACAAGGGGAGAGAGUUGAUCCUGUACUUUCUGAGCAAUCCAACAGCCCAAAACAUCCGGAUCGGACGACUGGACAAUGUUGAAUUCCCCGCAAUCACCGUGUGUCCCCUUGCGACAUGGAACCAGACUGCACUGCAGAAUCGCAAUCUUAAUAGUGGCUACAUGACUAACUGGAUUCUGGGCAAGGGCUGGGUCCUGAACAGCUGGAUCCUGAACUGGUUAAACAUGAGCAUUGACGAAACUCUAAAUAUGUUCACAUUGAAUGACUUCAGUCUCCUGGAAGACUGCAGUAUCGGGCUUAACAUUGGUGAAGCAGAUUGCUUAUAUGGAAAUCGUUCAGGGAUCGAUGGGCAUCGCGUCGUCGACACCUAUGGGGGAUCUUGGAGAGAAUCGCGGUUCCUUCAGCAUGACCUCUUUCCGUUCAUGAAGACCUGCUACACAUUUGAUGCUAAGUUAUUGAUGGAAAUGGGGAGAAACGCAUUUGUAUUGCGUCUUUUCUUGUCGUUCAGUGACUUCGAAUAUACCUCUAACACUUACGAGAUCCACGUACACUCGAAGGGUGAACCGUUCACAGACGGUAUGCCCAAUGUCCCAACGACCCAACAGACCCUGCUCGUCACGAAAGGGAGAUCUUACGAGGCGAGUCUUUACCCAAGGAAGUUACUUUCAUUGCCUUCAGGACAAGCGUGCAACGGGGAUGAAAACUAUGACUUUAAUCAGUGCGUCGAGGGGGCAUUGAAGGAGAAAUUCCUGGACGAAGCCCCGUGCGCACCGCCUUCCCUGGUGCCUUUGGGUGUUUCCAGCUUGAAGCCACCUUGCAACACCACUGACGACUUCGGGCUAUUUCUUGACUUUUAUGAUUCUGUCAAGAAUAAUUUCACCCCUGGAUGUCUGAGGAAGUGUAACACGACGGUGUAUGACGCUAUCAUUGUUCCAGAUGGAUUCGGUGAACUUGGCAAUCUUCCCCUUACCCGAAUCGAUUUCCUCACCCCAACAAAAGAAGUGGGGACGUUGGAAGAUCAAGUACUAAAAACGCUGCCUCAGUUUCUGUCCGACAUUGGAGGGAUGGUUGGGCUCUACCUAGAUUUUUCUCUUCUAUCCCUUUAUGUGCUCUUGGAAACCCUUAUCAUCCAUGUCAUUUCCCGAUUCUCCAAUCCCCAAGUUCGACCAGUAUCUCGACCGGGAUAAGUCAGAUGAGGAAAUCAGCCGCCGUCGCCCUGGACUCACGACCCUGGAGGUUGAAGUGCAGCAAUUUUUGCCAGAGAACCGCCAGUCAUUAUGCUGUCCGGAAGUGCCGUCC